Staurois parvus is the source of this 432-nucleotide messenger RNA. The record is from the annotation of a GenBank genome assembly. NCBI's taxonomy places the organism in Eukaryota, Metazoa, Chordata, Amphibia, Anura, Ranidae.
GAGGGGAUUGGGACACCUGAAUCACAUGAUAUGGAGGGGAUUGGGACACCUGAAUCACAUGAUAUGGAGGGGAUUGGGACACCUGAAUCACAUGAUAUGGAGGGGAUUGGAACAUCUGAAUCACAUGAUAUGGGGGGGAUUGGAACACUGGAAUCACAUGAUUGGGAGUGGAUUGGAACACCUGAAUCACAAAAUAUGGAGGGGAUUGGAACACCUGAAUCACAUGAUUGGGAGGGGAUUGGAACACCGGAAUCACAUGAUUGGAGGGGAUUGGAACACCUGAAUCACAUGAUAGGGAGGGGAUUGGAACACCUGAAUCACAUGAUAGGGAGGGGAUUGGAACACCUGAAUCACAUGACUGGGAGGGGAUUGGAACACCUGAAUCACAUGACUGGAGGGGAUUGGAACACCUGAAUCACAUGACUGGGAGGG